Messenger RNA from Oldenlandia corymbosa var. corymbosa, 402 nucleotides. NCBI's taxonomy places the organism in Eukaryota, Viridiplantae, Streptophyta, Magnoliopsida, Gentianales, Rubiaceae. The record is from the annotation of a GenBank genome assembly.
AUGGGACCACCUAAUGUGUACUUCAAUGUCAUUGAUAAGGAGUUAGCUGCCAUUGAUACUCUGAAUAGUCGAUUUGCGAUUGACGAAACAGACAUUUGUAAAAAUAAAUGUGCCAGAGAGAGGAACACUGUUGCUACAAAAAAAGGGGCUGAGGAGGAGUAUAAACAAAUUGAAGAAGAGGAUGCCAAAAUUCAGAAGAUGGGGACUAGAAAGCCAAGUCAUCCCAAUCGUCAUCAGGGUUUGAACCUUGGCAAACAAACAUAUGAAAGUAGAAUUCCGAAGGUCCAUAUACAAUUAACUCCUGAUGAGAUUGUAGAGGAUCUCCUUGCUCUUCGAAUUGGAACAACACCUCAAAGGAAGCCAAACAUUAAUAAGGCCAGCAAGGGUGCAGGGAAACAUUAA